CGACCUUUCUCCUGGCAAGGGCAGGUCAGAUAGCUCAACUUCUCAGAUCAAGAAUAUGGCUAUGGCAGGACGUGUGGGGCAGAUGAAGAAUCAGGAUGAGGUUCACCAGAAUCAGAUCUUGCGGGAACUAUUUCUCAAAGAGCUCCGGGCACAGAAGCUGUACACGCAGUAUCAUGUGAAUCCCCUGCGCAAGGUUCACACAAUUACCAGGAAGCCCAUGUCUUGGCAUGAUAACUUGGAGGAGCCAGAAGAUGCUAAGUUCCUGAACCUCAUUCACCAUGCUGCACAGGGGCCAAAAAAGAAAUAUUCAGAGACACAGACGGAAGCCCACGAAAUCGGAUGGGACUCAGAACCCUUGAUCAACCCAGAUCGUCAGGACCGCAGGUUGAACCACUUCAGAGUCUACCAUGACAUCACUCUGUACAAGGCUAAACUGUGGAGCUUGGGGGAAGACGAUCACCAGAAGUAACGUUCUCUUGGUGGAGUGAACCUGCACACUGAAUUCUCCAUGUAUGUGUUACCUGGAGAAAUAAAUGCUGCUUCUGUUAAAA
Molecule: messenger RNA, 551 nt
Organism: Grammomys surdaster
Lineage: Eukaryota; Metazoa; Chordata; Mammalia; Rodentia; Muridae
Gene: Cfap144
Product: family with sequence similarity 183 member A
Exons: 4
Coding region: 56-469 (137 amino acids)
Cellular component (GO): ciliary base
Source: RefSeq, a predicted model, not a curated record